This is a messenger RNA of Tuber melanosporum (Perigord truffle), 2149 nucleotides long. RefSeq lists its product as uncharacterized. Gene Ontology annotation, cellular component: CCAAT-binding factor complex; nucleus. The transcript is spliced from 5 exons. Gene Ontology annotation, molecular function: DNA-binding transcription activator activity, RNA polymerase II-specific; RNA polymerase II cis-regulatory region sequence-specific DNA binding; protein heterodimerization activity. Bases 577 to 1176 code for a protein of 199 amino acids. The record is from RefSeq and is a predicted model, not a curated record. Gene Ontology annotation, biological process: regulation of transcription by RNA polymerase II. NCBI's taxonomy places the organism in Eukaryota, Fungi, Ascomycota, Pezizomycetes, Pezizales, Tuberaceae.
GGUAUUUCUUCCUCACGCCUCCCUUCAAUCCCCCCUCUCAAUCUGCAAAAACAGACAUUGUGCAUAUUUGCCAGGCAGAGCAUACUGUGACACUCUUGUGUACGAGUGUUCCUAGUGCCAGUCCACUCUAUUAUUAGGAGACCAGGCGGAGUUGGGGAGUUGGGUUUGGGUUGAACGGGGUUGCUUCUGGCUUCUCUCUUCCUGCUGGUGGUUCUGUUGUUGUCCGCAGCACGAACACAACCCCCCCCCUUCGCCGACACCGGGCCUCAGGUGCACCACCACCAUCUACUCGAGUAUCCGUAUCUUAACAGCAAGCGGCUUGCUCAGCAGGUCUGCCGUCAGAAGGAGGUGUGCGUCAACCAACUACGUCUUUCGGUCCACCACCACCAUCACCGCUACACAUUACCUACUGUCUGCUGCCACCGCCUACUGUGCUGCAAUACUGGGAUUCGGUCCGGGAAGAGGACGCAUAGGCUUGCAACCACCGACACGUCAUCACGAUUGGUUGUUCACUGACGGCCGACCAGCACAUCCCAUAGCUGGCAUCUCAGAUUCUCACCCAGCGUACACCAUAUCAUGUCGGCUUCCCCCUCGAAAGACCUGGAGGGUGAAGUUGGAGUGCAGUCGCCUGACGAACAGGAGCACAUGGAUCAGCCGGAAACUUCUCAACAGCAGCCUGCGUUUGAUUUUGAGGUCAAAGAACAGGACAGAUGGCUACCAAUUGCGAACGUCGCUCGAAUCAUGAAAACCGCGUUGCCGGAAAACGCCAAAAUCGCAAAGGAGGCAAAAGAAUGUAUGCAAGAAUGCGUCAGCGAGUUUAUUUCAUUUAUCACCAGCGAAGCAUCGGAAAAAUGCCAACAGGAGAAAAGGAAGACGGUCAACGGAGAAGAUAUACUCUUCGCCAUGACAUCACUCGGAUUCGAAAACUAUGCAGAGGCCCUGAAGAUUUAUCUAGCCAAAUAUCGCGAAUCGCAAUCUCAGAGGAACCAGUCAGAGGGGGCGCGGGGUGGGAGUGGCGGGUACGGAGGCGGCGGGAAUGCACCACCACCACCAGGCUACCGGAGACCCGAGGGCCCAAAUGCGACGGUGACCUCCCCAAUAGAAGGGGAGGAACACCAGGCUGGUUAUAACGACGUUUAUGGUCACGUCGCCGGGAACGGAGACGGGCCAUACUAGCAGGUCGCUGUUACACGUGCUCGAGGUUGCUGCCAUGGUCUUGAGAGAAAUGAUCAUGGUGGCGGCAUGGUUGGGGUGGGUCUGUAAUUUCUAUUUCCAUUUUUUGGGGGAACGUGGCUUUGUUUGUUUGCGAGGAGUUUCAUUAGGAAGGCCAUUGCACUACACAUAUAACUUUUCUCAACGGGCAUAUUCAUGGUCCGGGAAGGGGGGGAAGCGGAUGUUUUUUGGGAAGGGCUGGUUUUGACAUCUUUCUUAUGAUCCAGUUUCAUAGUUUUUCAUAUAUUUUCCCCUGCUACACAUUUCAUUGUUUCUUUUCCUUUUUAGACUUCCUACCUCUCAUUUGUCGUCAGGUUUUUUCUUAUCCUACAAGAUAUAAUUUCGGGGGGGUUCAUUUUUCUCAUGUUAGCCAGUUAUACUCUUUGACCAUGAGGGCCCCCUCAUUUCAUUUGUUAACCUUUCCCUUUUCUUUUUUCGAUUUGUCCUGGGAGUUGGAUUCAUCUUUGCUGCUCAUUGGGAAUCAGGAAAACCAAAAAAAAAAGAGAAAGAAAGAAAGGAGUUGAGAUCCGAAAGGAGUCAAAAAAAAAUGAGGAAAACAUCAAAAUCAUAUAAAAAAAGAAAGGGUUCGGAUAUAGGUUAGGUCACAAGCUAUCAUACAUUCGCUGUCUAUUUCGUUGGUUUCUUAAUACUUUGCCUUGGGAAGCGUGCAUGUGGGGCGGUGUCGCUCGGUCGGGUGGGUCGAUCAGAUCGGUCAAUUCGGGUCGGGGGCGGGGUUCAUUUUUUCUUCCCUUUUUUUCUUGUCGUUUCGGUUUGGUGUAUGAUAGAAGCUUCUUGCACGCAAACGGAGUCGUUCUCGUUUCUUAUUCCUGUUCUGUCUCUAAUUCCUACUUUGUUGCUCCCCAUUGCUCAUUUUGAGCUUGAUAUUGUUUUCUCCCCUUCCUUUGUGUAUGGAUAACAGGUUUAGGAAACGGUCUUU